CACGGCUCCGAGGCGCACCUUUGAUUCUUACCAUCGUCUUGUCUUCCCAAUAUUGGGACAGAAAUCAGCUUUUGGAACUACAAAUAUAUUCUCCAUAGUUACCGCCAAUGGCACCCUAUGACGAUUGGAGCAAGGUAGACGACGAUGAGGAUGAAGAAUUGCAAGAUACCUCCUACUUUGAAUCCAAGAAAGAUGUUAUUCUCUUCUGUAUAGACUGUUCUCCAUCGAUGCACGCAUUGUAUGAAGAUUCCCGUUACGAAGGUGUCGUUCUGACAUCCCGUCUACAUGCCGCGCUUGAGGCAGCCAUGAACAUUCAGAAGAAGAAAGUUAUAAUUGGCCCGAACGAUUCCGUUGGGAUACUACUAUUUAACACAACGAGAAAGAAUGAGAACAACGGAAAUCAGGGCUCAGAAAUCAAGCAGAACACAUUUCUCUACCAGCCUAUUUCUCCCUUGAGCGCUCCUACGAUCCAAGAACUGGUUCACCUCCUUGACGCUUCGCAAGAUGACCCUGAACAACUGAACAAAGUGUUACCUCCUUUGAAUAACAAGAGAGUGCCAAUGGGAGAUGUGUUCACCAGUUGCAACUGGGUCUUACGAGAUGGAGCACCCAAGACUGCCACAAAACGUGUUUUUCUUAUCACUGACGAAGAUGACCCACAUUCCGGGCCCGGGAGUAAACAGCUCAUCACAUCAGCGAAAACCACUCUCAUUGACCUUACACAAGCCGGCGUGACGGUAGAACCGUUUUUCCUCAGUACCGCCGAAAAGCCGUUUAAUGUAUCGAAGUUCUACUCUUCUGUUCUUCUUUCCAGCAAUCUCACUGAUGAUGACGAAGAGAAUUCCACCACCCUUCUGGAAUCCAUCUCUGUGACACAUGUUGAUAAUCUCUUUUCCCAAAUGCGUUUUCAUGAAGUACCUAAGCGGGCUCUAUUCAGUAUUCCAUUCCAACUCGCUAACGGCUUCACAAUUGGUGUGAAAGGCUACGGUCUGGUGACAGAACAGAGGAAGGGAGCAUACAAAUAUUUCGCAGAUCUCGGAGACAGGAUGGAGGUAGCUAACGUGCGAACCUCUUAUAUCGAUGAGGAGCGCCAAGUUGAGGUGGACAAGACCAACAUAUUAUACGGCACGAGCGGUGGGACUGCCGGGGACGACGAUGACAACGAAGGUGAUCCCGGCGUCAGAGUUGUCCAAUCCGGUCAACGGCCCUUCUACACUCCGGAGGAAGUACGAUUGUUCCGUACGCUGGGGCUUGAGCCUAGCAUUAAGUUACUCGGUUUUAAAGAUCAAAGCGAGCUACUGUUUGAAGAUAACAUUAAACACUCGUUGUUUGUUUAUCCCGAUGAAACGUCCUCCUCGGGAAGCAAGCGAACAUUCAGCUCUCUGCUGAAGUCGAUGGUAAAGAAAAAGAAGGUGGCUAUUGUCCUGGCCUUAACGAGGAGGAAUUCUUCGCCUCUGUUCUGCGCCCUUCUGCCACAGGAAGAACAGGUCGACAAAAAGGGCUGGAUCGAACCUGCAGGGUUCCACCUCAUCCCCUUGCCCUUUGCCGAUGACAUCCGCGAGGCAAAUGUCCAGGAAGGCUUUCGUGCUAGCGAAAAACUGAAAGACGCAGCUCGUGCAUGGAUCGAUAAAUUACCCAUCAACACAAGGAGUUAUGUCCCGGAUUCAUAUCCUAAUCCAGCUUUGGAGUAUCACAAUGCACAGCUCCAAGCUAGCGCGUUUCAUGAGCAAUACGAUCCAGAAUCUUUUGAGGACCGAACUGAACCCCACGUAGACCUCAUCCACGAGCAUGCUGGAAAGCUGAUCGAGAAGUGGAAACAAGCUCUGGUAGAGGACAAAUCAGCUAAUAUUGUGGCCGUCCAAACUGCCGGUGUCAAGCGUAAGGCGGACACGUCAGUCGACGAAGCCGAGAUCCGGGGUAAGCACGAGUCGGGGUCACUGGCUAAGUUGCGUGUAGAUCAGCUCAAGGAUUUCUGUAAGGGUAAGAGUCUGCCUGUCUCAGGAAAGAAGGCUGAGCUGGUUGAUCGUGUUGCUGAGUGGUUGGACGAACAUAAUUAAUAUUAUUGUAUUUUUAAUCUUAAUUCGUAUCUAUCUCAUUGGGUAUAUAGGAUAGUCUCGUGAUUGGCGACCAUGAUA
Messenger RNA from Desarmillaria tabescens, 2135 nucleotides. Its product is annotated as SPOC like C-terminal domain-containing protein. Gene Ontology annotation, biological process: telomere maintenance; double-strand break repair via nonhomologous end joining. The record is from RefSeq and is a predicted model, not a curated record. Gene Ontology annotation, molecular function: damaged DNA binding; double-stranded DNA binding; telomeric repeat DNA binding. NCBI's taxonomy places the organism in Eukaryota, Fungi, Basidiomycota, Agaricomycetes, Agaricales, Physalacriaceae. The transcript is spliced from 19 exons. Gene Ontology annotation, cellular component: Ku70:Ku80 complex; nucleus. The coding region runs from base 108 to 2057 and encodes 649 amino acids.